Molecule: messenger RNA, 1668 nt
Organism: Metarhizium acridum CQMa 102
Lineage: Eukaryota; Fungi; Ascomycota; Sordariomycetes; Hypocreales; Clavicipitaceae
Source: RefSeq, a predicted model, not a curated record
AUGUACACGGCAUCGUUUGCUUUCUUCGAUGCCCUUUGCGGGGCCGGGGUAACGCACUGCUUCGUCAACUUGGGUUCAGAUCACCCGAGUAUCAUCGAAGCAAUGCUCAAGGGUCAAAGGGAGAAGGGCGAUUGCUUUCCGCGUAUCGUCACUUGCCCGAGCGAGAUGGUGGCAAUGUCAAUGGCGGAUGGAUUUGCACGGGUUACAGGAAAGCCACAAUGCGUAAUCGUGCAUGUGGAUGUUGGCACGCAGGCUCUGGGCGUGGCCGUUCAUAAUGCAUCUGUAGGUCGCGCUCCAGUCCUCGUUUUUGCGGGCAUGUCGCCUUGCACCUUAGAGGGCGAGCUGCGUGGUUCUCGGACAGAAUUCAUUCAUUGGCUUCAAGAUAUUCCUGAUCAGAAGGCUAUCCUUGGACAGUAUUGCCGAUACGCGGCAGAGAUCAAGACGGGGGCGAACAUCAAGCAAAUGGUCAACCGUGCUCUUCAGUUUGCUACAAGUGGCCCCCAAGGCCCGGUAUACCUUUGCGCAACACGAGAAGUCCUGGAAGCCGACCUCGAGCCGUACGAAAUCCAGCAGGAUCAGUGGGAUCCCGUGGAGUUGGGCGGCCUGUCUCAGAGGAGCGCAGACAGGAUAGCCGAGGCCCUGGCCCGGGCCGAAAGACCGCUCGUUAUGACAGGAUAUUCCGGCCGCAACCUGCAAAUACCGGCCGUCUUGGUUCAGUUGGCAGACGUUGUCAAGGCUCUCCGGAUAUUAGAUGCAUCUGGCAGCGACAUGUGUUUUCCUGCCAACCAUCCGGCGUGGCUCGGCAUGAGAAUAGGGGCGCACGGAGCCAUUGAAGAAGCAGAUGUGAUCGUGGUCUUGGAUUGUGACGUGCCCUGGAUCCCGACGAGAUGUCGCCCGAAAAAAGACGCAACGAUAUUCCACAUUGAUGUUGACCCCCUCAAGCAACAAAUGCCGCUCUUCUACAUCCCGUCUCAGGCACGGUAUCGAGCGGAUGCCCUAAUCGCACUGGAACAGAUCCUUCGGGAGCUUACGGGAGGCCAGGCAGCUAGAGUACUCGCUGAAAGGGACACUGCGGCGACUGAAGAAUUACGGAAUGCUUCACACUCCAAGUUUCUGUCGAAAAUAGCUCAUGCAGCCAGGCCCUUUGCCAGCGGUAGUUUCGGCACAGGUUACUUGAGCAGUGUUCUCCGUCGGGUUUGUCCAGAUGAGACAAUAUGGGCCGUAGAAGCCGUGACAAACACGACCUUUAUUCAUGACAACAUCCAGCCCGCGGUGCCAGGAUCAUGGAUCAAUUGCGGUGGUGGUGGGCUGGGCUGGUCCGGGGGCGGUGCAUUGGGGAUCAAAUUAGCAACUGACUCUCAAGCUGGCGGAACCGGAAAGGGUAAAUUUGCUAAUAGCAGAAACGUAGGCUGGAAUGCGCCACGAAAAUCCUACGUGUUGGUUCACCCCGACGGAGAGACGGCAACGGCGACAAACGAGGACAUCAACAUUUCCUUUUCCCCUUCACCAGAUUACGCAGGCAUUGCGGCUGCCGCGGGAAGUGGCAACAUCCACCCGUUCAGGGCGAGCAAGGCGGAUGAUCUUGAGUCAAUACUUGAGCAAGCUGUUGCAAAAGUGUUGGAUGGACAGACUGCUGUGGUAGACUGUAAGGUGGUGCUAGACUGCUAA